AACAUAAAAUUUAUUAAACUCAUCCCGAGUUGUUCCAGAACAGCUCGGAAAAGAAACUGCUUAUGAGCUAACGACCGGAGAGUUCACUCAGCAGUACCCGAGUGCGCAUGCGCGUCUAUUUUCGAACCACAGCGGUUGCUAUGGGGAUCAGUGCGUUUCACACACACAGUCACUGACUGCAGUAGCCUGACAAGAGACUUCACGUCGGUGAAGGCGGCUCACUGCCCGCUGUAAACACACGUGUCUCGCUGUGCAUAAGCACUUUAGAACUUUAUUCGUCAGCGGGAGCGAGCUACACUACCGCGUGCGCUUUGUCACCACUUUGGCAAACUGACAUUUACCGUCGGAAACUGAGGCCACGCGGGGCAGCUGCCGCUCUGCCUCAAGCUAAUUAGCGAUUAGCAUGCUAAUAAACAGUGAGAAGCAUCCUGCUGACAGAGAGGAGGAGGAGGAGGAGGAGAAGAGAGAGAGAGAGAGAGAGAGAGAGAGAGGCACAUCAGAAGAACACUUGGGCGUCAAAUCCUUUGACAACGUGACGUCUUGUAGGCGGGACAUUCGUGGGGCAGCGCGUGUAAAAGAAGAGAAUGUGACAGUUUGGCACGCUGAGCUCAGUGUGGGAUGCUGUCGGUAUCACUGAAGAUGUUUUCUAACUGCAGGGCGCCAAAUGGCACCUGUACCUCACCAGGUGUGUUUAAUUAACCGGGGCUCGCGCAUCUUACUCCACCACCACGCGCCCAGGAACUUUUCGGUCCACCGCGCGCCGCUGCAUCCUCCUCACGGACAAUGAAGACGAGCAGCAGAUGCAGGACGCUCCUGUCGGUUAGCCUGAACUUCUUCGCCCUCUUUUUCUCCAUAACCGCGUUUAUAACGAAUUACUGGUGCGUGGGGACACAGAGAGUCGCCAAGCCAAAGUGCAGCAAGCUGCGGACGCACCAGUGUAUAGACUACGGGGUGAACGAGACGGACCCGAACAAAGUGGUUUACAGCUGGGAGACCGGGGACGACAGGUUCCUGUUCAGGCAGUUCCACACCGGCAUCUGGUUCUCAUGCGAGGAAAACAUAGACGAUGAAAGUGAGAUAUGCCGAAGCUUCAUCGACUUGGCUCCUGCAUCAGAGAAAGGAAUGCUGUGGCUUUCGUUGGUUUCUGAGAUGUUGUACAUUGUUCUGCUGCUGGUGGGCUUCAGCCUCAUGUGUUUAGAGCUGGUCCACUCCAGCAACGUCAUCGAUGGACUCAAGCUCAAUGCCUUCGCUGCUGUCUUCACCGUGCUCUCAGGUCUUCUUGGCAUGGUGGCUCAUGUAAUGUACACGCAGGUCUUCCAGGUCACCGUCAGCCUCGGUCCACCUGAUUGGAGGCCUUACAACUGGGACUACGGCUGGUCCUUCUGCAUGGCCUGGGCGUCCUUCACCUGCUGCAUGGGCGCAUCAGUCACCACCCUCAACUCCUACACGAAGACGGUCAUUGAGUUCAGGCACAAACGCAAGACAUUUGAGCAAAGCAUCCGCGAGGAGCACGCGCGGGAGGCUUUCGGAUUUUUCCGGGAACGCUCCCUGCACUCCAUCUCCAAAUCUGUGGAGGUUUAUUCCAGCCAGACCCCAAAAAGUGGCAGGAAAACCCCCAUACCUGCUGACUCUCUGGACCUGAGUGACAUUGCAGGAUCUUUGGGGGAAGAACAGUGCUGAAUGGAACAGGACAGCAGGUGGUGGCAUUUCUCUCAGUGUGACAAAAAGAGCUGUUGUUCUGUUGCCAAUAUGGGAUGAAUACCUAACAGGAUUUCAGGCUUCAUCAUUAGCUCCAUCUGAUAGAUCUUAACACUGCCUUAAUUGGGGUUGUCCUGUUGGCAUCGGUAGUCACUGAGCUUCAUUUCACAUAUGAGUUUUCAAUGGACAAUCUCAUGGAUGAAGGUAUUUUCUCUGUUUGUGUAACCCAUCACAAUGUAGAAUCAAAAGAAACUGUUGAGUAUAACCAUAUAAAUAAAUGUGAGGGUCUCUCA
This is a messenger RNA of Larimichthys crocea (large yellow croaker), 1991 nucleotides long. Its product is annotated as germ cell-specific gene 1-like protein. Gene Ontology annotation, cellular component: plasma membrane. The record is from RefSeq and is a predicted model, not a curated record. The transcript has 7 exons. The coding region runs from base 784 to 1680 and encodes 298 amino acids. Lineage: Eukaryota; Metazoa; Chordata; Actinopteri; Sciaenidae.